This is a messenger RNA of Melopsittacus undulatus (budgerigar), 8213 nucleotides long. RefSeq names its product crystallin beta-gamma domain containing 1 (gene CRYBG1). Bases 19 to 5757 code for a protein of 1912 amino acids. The transcript has 23 exons. The record is from RefSeq and is a predicted model, not a curated record. NCBI's taxonomy places the organism in Eukaryota, Metazoa, Chordata, Aves, Psittaciformes, Psittaculidae.
GCCACCGCCGCCCCGUCCAUGCCUGCGGAGAGCCCGAAACCGCCGGGAGCGCCGCGCUCCCCCCGCUGCCGCUCCUGCCCCGGCUGCCGGCAGGAGGACGCCGCCACCGCGCACAGCCCCGCCGCCCACCGCGAUCCCCGCAUGGCGCGACGCGGCCGCUUCCAGCGCCUCUUCGGCCGCAGCGAGUCGGAGGACUCGGAACCCGAGGGGGCGUCCACCCCCGCCCGCCGCCGCCACUCCACCACUGCCGCGCCCAAGCGGCGCCCCGCGUUCCCCCACUGGCGCCCGAAGAGGAAGGAGCAGCACACCCGGGGGAGCGGCGGUGCUGCUCCCGCAUGGACCCCGCCGCCCGCCUCACUCCCCGGCUCCCCGGCCCCGCGGUACUAUGAUUUGUCAGGCAGACGCUAUACUGUUCAAGAAGAUCAAAUGCCGUCAGUAGUCUGUCCACACUCUUUUGUUAUUCCAGCGAUAUCAAUGUCUACUGCCUCAUUACCAGCAGCACUUAGAAAGUCCACCUCACAACUUCCAGAUUCUUCCAGAGAAGAGACUAAAAAGAAGCCAGUUUUGGAAAGACUUGGAAAUUUGUUUGGUACAGGGAGAAGGAAACAUGUCAAAAGUUCCCUAGAACACACUUCGCAUCGAAAAGGGGAGGGGUCAGUUUCUCCUCACAGAGUACAGCCAAUAUAUUGUAGGCACACAAAGGAAGGACACGAAGCUCCUCAAGCACAGAAGCAAGUGGGAGACGUAAGUGCUGUUUCUGAGACGCAGGAAUAUCAUUUUGGUGAGGAAGCAGGACCGCUGUAUCGUGAUACCAUUUCAGAAUGGAGUAGUAGGGGAGUAUCUUCUGACAGCGAGUGGUCAGCAGAUUGGAGCAGCAGCAGUGAAACCAUUAAAAACUCUUUCUUUGAGAGUAGCCUCAAUGUGGAAACCCUGGGACUGGAGAAAGAAUCCACCACCGAUAUAAAUAAUUCUACAACUCCAGAUUUCAUAAAAAGCUUGAGAAAUUUGUCUAGUGAAGACUUAGAGAAGAGUAUCUUAAGCCACAAGCAGCUUGUGAACACGUGGGUGACUGAGGAGCCUGGGCAUGCGAAACCAAGGGAUUUGCCAUACGAGUUGGAAUCUGCAGCGAGUGAGCACACAUAUUCUGCUAGAGUGUUAACAGUUGAUAUCUAUCUUAGAAAAACAGAAGAACUCCUUGAUGAACCUGUGACUGUAACAUCGGAAGAAAAUUGUAGUGACUUUGACACAAUGGAUAAAAAAUCUGCUCAUAAAAGAUCUGGAAAAAGGAGAAAAUCUCAGACGUCUAGUGACAUUACAAAUGGGGAGAGAAACCAAACUGAGAUUACUGCAAGAGAAGAAUCUGGUUUUGAUGAUGAUGUCCCUUCUGAGGUGUUCUCAGACAAGGUAAUAAACUCAGAAAGAAAAACAAAGUCUCCUCAACAGACUCCUGAAAGGAAUUCCUCUUCUCCAGGUAAUAUUCAGGAUCUAAAGAUUGGAUCUGCUCACAAAGGGACAUCUAAAACUGAAGCUGACAAAGGCAAGCAGCAGAUCACAAGCACAGCCACUGCAAGGAGAAGAUCAUACAAAAAGAAUCAGUCAGAUACUGUCCCCAUUUCCCCUACUGGUUUGAAGGGUCAGGUAAAAGAUUAUUCAUCAAAAAGACAACCUUUAGGAUCACCAGAGAGUAACCCAGUGACAAAAAGAACUUUGGAAAAGGGAACUUUAUCAGCGGCUUUUGGAGAAGAUGGCUUGGAGUCUCCCAGAGUUUCUUUGGCUGCUAAGACAGAAGACACUGCCUUGGUGUUUGCUGAAGGCAGAAAUGAGACCAAGGCAGUAAAACAUGGUAGUGGUUUGGAUGGAAGAGCUUUCUUGCAUACCGAUGGGAUUAAAAAUGGAGACCUGUGUAUGUCAGCUGAGAGACAGACAAAUUCUGAUUUAGACAGCUCGAAGCUGAAGAGUUUGGAUGCUUCCAGAACAGUCACGACAAAGAUUAGCCUUCCAGCCAAACCGAAGAAUGUAGAGCUGAAUUUUAAAGCACCUAUGAAUCAAGACAGUUUAGAAAGUGAGCAGGAUGCUCUUGAAAAACCAGUUAAUAAAACUAACAGCAACAUUGCCAACAAAAUUUCCUUGUUUGAGAAUAAAUGUGCUAACCAGAGCCAGAGGCCUGUUGACGUUCCUGCUUCAAAAAAUAGUACUGUACCAAGCACAUUUGUUGGCAGAGCAAAGCUAAAGUUUGGAAAACAACCUAAGGAAAGUGAACAGCCUGAUAAAACGUUAAGUAAGCAAAGCAGUCGCCAGAAGUUGUUUGAGAAUGGCACAACAGAGAAAGAAAACACUGCAGAAUUAAAAGGCAAAAAUGAAGAAGGCUCUGCCUCUUGCGAAGAUAUUGGAAAGACAACAGAGCUUAAAGUAAAAGCUGCAAUAUCCCUUUUUAACCAGAGCAGUAAAACAGAUGCCAGUAGUGUCUCUCUGAAGCAAACUGACCCAGAAUUGACCACAGCUAAAAAAGAAAAUUCAUCAUUUAAAUUGCCUUUGCCCUUGCCCAGUAAAAGUGAAAAUGCUCAAGAUACUUCCUACCAAAGAAACAACACAAGCUCAGAAUUCCAUAGAAAUGAAGAAAAGAUGCUGCCAAAUGCAGAAGUUUUAUCACCUUUAUCACCAUCUCAUCAGGUUUCUAGAUCAGAAUUUAAGAAGAUGGAAAAUGGAGAUAAAAAGACAAAGCCGGGAGAUUUGAGCCUUGUAGAACUGCAGUAUGAUGACAGAAGUCAGGAGAGUAUAGUGAUAUCAGAGAACAACAUUGAUACCCAAAAGAGCCCAGGUGAAACCUGUAAUGGGUCUGCUGAAGAUGAUACCAUUUUUGAUUCCCCAUCUGACAUGAAGAAGUUUGCUGAAACAAUAAAAAACUUAGACAGCUCAGUUUGUUUACCCCAGAAAAAGAAGAGAUCAAAGCUUCCCAAGUCCCCAGCACCCCACUUUGCAAUGCCUCCCAUUCAUGAAGACAACUUAGAGAAAGUAUUUGAUGCCAGUGUAUUUACUUUUGGUUUGGGACUGAGGAGGGAAAAAGCACAGGAUCUGUUACCAGCCCAACAAAUUAAAAUGCAGAGCCUGGAAACAAUAGCCAGAGUCAGGCCCAAGCGUGCAUCAACAGAACAAAGUAUUGUAUUCAAAGCCCUGCAAUCGUGUAAUAGAGAAGAACCUGCCUUUACUCAUGAAAUAAAUGGAAAAGAGAGCACCGAUGGUACAGAUGGUGAAAUUAAGAGAUCCCGGCUUGAAAAAAGCUCCCUCUUCUCAAGCUUGCUGUCUUCUACAUCUAAAGAAAAGUUUCUUAAUACUUCUGUCACCACAGUAAACAACACCGCAGCAGCUUUUGCAACUGACUCCUCAGGGCUCCCUCCUUUACAACAGGAUACUUCUGGGCCAUUCGGCAUGCCUCAAAAGUCUGAGUCUCUUUCAGAUUUGAAGCUUCCAAGCUUUGUGGAGAAGUAUAUGCAAGCAGAUAGUGCAAAAAAAGAACUAAGUUUACAAAUGCCCAACUUUGGGAACCCUGAGAAAAGUUUUUCAAGCUGGUUAGGGACAAGCAGAUAUGAAACAAAUGUCCCCUUCGGUUUAUUAGCCGUGGAUGCACUUUCAAGAAAUGGACAAAGUAAAAUCAAUCCCAGACCUGGUAAGCUGGUGAUAUACUGUGAAUCAGAUUGUAAAUCAGACUAUCAGAAAAAUGGUAUUGAAGUUUUCCAUGAUGUUCUGGAUUGCAGUUCUUGGGUUCUGUCACCAACAAUUUUAGUUAAAGUCAUCAGAGGAUGCUGGAUACUCUAUGAAAAACCAAAUUUUGAAGGCCCCUCUAUUCCACUGGAAGAAGGAGAGCUGGAACUCCCAGAUAUUUGGGGUGUAGGUGCUUCUGAAGAGCCAAAUGAAGGCAAAUCUCUAAAGCCUGCAGUGAUUGGUUCAAUAAAACAUGUUGUUAAGGAUUACAGGGUUUGCCGAAUUGAUUUGUAUACAGAACCUGAAGGGUUAGGAAUCGUGACUUCCUUUUUUGAUGACACUGAAGAAACAGGGGUGUUUGGCACCACUCAGAAGACUUGUUCUAUCAAAGUACACUGGGGCAUAUGGCUAAUUUAUGAAGAACCUGGUUUCCAGGGAGUCCCUUUAAUGUUGGAACCUGGUGAAUACCCUAAUUUAGCAUUCUGGGAGAAGAAGGAAGCCUACAUCAGGUCCAUGAGACCCUUGAAAAUGGGUGGUCGCAAAGUUGAAUUCAGUGGAGAGCCAAAGGUAAUCGUUUAUGAGAAGCCUUUCUUUAAAGGGAGAUAUGUGGAAAUAGAAUCGGAGAUCAUUAUGCUUGAUGACAAGGAAUCAGAAGAGAAGACAAGACUUCAACUUCCAUCAGUGGGAUCUAUGAAAGUACUGGGAGGAGUUUGGGUCGCUUAUGAGAAGCCUGGGUUUGAAGGCCAUCAGUACUUGCUGGAAGAAGGAGCGUAUCGGGAUUGGACAGACUGGGGUGGCUAUGAUGAACAGUUGCAGUCACUGCGACCAAUUGUUGGCGACUUCACAAGCUCCCAUAUGAUAAUGUACAGUGAAAAAGACUUUGGUUCAAAGGGUGCCAAUAUUAAUGUGUUAGGGAUUAUUUCCAAUUUGAAAGACACUGGAUAUGGGCUGAGGACACAGUCUAUAAAUGUGCUAAGUGGCGUGUGGGUGGCUUAUGAGAAUCCUGAGUUCACAGGGGAGCAGUAUAUACUGGCUAAAGGGCUAUAUCCCAGCAUUGAGGCAUGGGGGGGAAAGAAUUGCAAGAUAUCUUCAGUUCAGCCCAUCAUUACAGAUAUUGCUGGAAAUGAAAGAGGUAAAGUCAAGGUCCAGUUAUUUUCAGAGCCUGAAUUCAAGGGUAACUGCCAAAUAUUUGAAAAAGAUACAAGAUGUAUCGAUUCAUUUGCUGUGAAGUCUUCAAAAAUAUUAGAUGGCAGCUGCAUCGUGUAUGACCAGGAAGAAUUCUCUGGUAACCAGUAUGUGUUAGAAGAAGGAAUCUACCCUGAUCUGACGGCAAUGGGUUGUUCACCCCAAGCAGUUAUAAAAUCUUUACAGAUUAUAAAUAUUGAGUUGUCUGAACCAUGCAUAGCUCUUUUUGAAAAGGUGGGGUUCCAAGGAAAGAAAAUCAAAUUCAGUACAGAAAUCUUAAAUUUCCAGUUCCUGGGAUACAACCCUCGAGUAGCUUCAGUUCAAGUCCUUGGUGGCACAUGGGUAAUUUAUGAGCACAGUAAUUACAGGGGGCGUCAGAUGUUGUUAUCACCAAAAGAAAUUCCAGAUUGGUAUAAAGUGAGUGGCUUUUGUCAGAUAGGUUCUCUGAGACCUUUACUGCAGAAACGUGUGUACUUCAGGCUUCGAAACAAAGAAACAGGAAAAUUCAUGUCAGCUGAUGGAAAUUUAGACAAUCUGAAUCUUCUCAGAAUACAGGUUGCAGAAGAUACAGGCUCAGAUGAUCAAAUAUGGGUUUAUCAGGAUGGAUUCAUAAGGUGCCGGAUGGCAGAGGACUGCUGCUUGACAAUUGUUGGAAAUCUUAUAACUCCUGGCUCUAAACUUGGUCUGUCAUUUGAGCGGAAUGAAGACAAACAAUAUUGGCAUAUUAAUCCUGAUGGCAGGAUUUAUAGCAAGAUGAAACCCAGACUGGUUUUAGAUAUCAAAGGAGGUACACAGUAUGACCAUGACCAUGUUGUUGUCAACACAGUCAAUGAAGAAAAGUUAACGCAAUGUUGGGAACCACUGGUUGUAUAAACUCAAACAAGCAAAGAUGACAUUUGAAUUGGCUGCUGUUCCAGACACUCGAAUUGGCACUGCCAUCUCUGAAGGAUAUGGGAUCAACAACAAGAGUUUUGUCUUCCCAGUUUUAAAAAGAACAAGCAACAGAAUGGUUUCACCUCUCUAAGAUUAUUAUCCCUAGAAAACCUGGAGUAUUUCUCAACCCUUUAUUUUUUUUUUCCCAGUGAGUAGGAGAGAAUGGUAGUAUGCCUUGGGCUAGAGUGGAAGAACUAAAGGUGGGGGAAACUCCCUGGAGUGACAGUUACGUCAGUGAGUAGUUAAUCCAGAAUAGUCAAUAAGCAUAACUUUAAAUUAUUUUUCAAGCUAAGAGAAGGGCUAUAAAAUAAUUAAAGCUUAUUUUAUAAAGGGCAGGAGUGCAGUGUGUAUAUGGGUAUAGCAACUUGGACCUAUGGGCUGUAGUAUAGCAAAAUAUUCACUACUAGAAAUUAAUAUAUUUGUUUCACUGGAACAAACAUUUACUGGAAGUUUGAAGACUGCUAGGGAACAGCACAUCUAAAGAAUUUUUAACAUGUGGCUUCACAUAUAGUUAGAAUGCUAAUAUAGUAAGUCCAAAAUUACAGAAAAAAACCCAACCAACUGUAGAUUUUCUCAUGUAGAGAUGAUAUAAAUUAGUAGAUGUUUGUUAGAAAAAGAAAGGGCUGGCUAAAAGGAUGCAUCAGAAUGUGAAGAACUUGCCCAUUUUCUUGGCUGCCUAACCUUUUGAGUUACAGGUAUUUUACUUCUUUGCUAAGUCAGAUUUUUACCUUUUAAAACAGUUCCAAUAAGUAUAAUCUCCCUAAACUCCAAAAUCAUAUUGAAAACAAGAAUUCAUAAGGAAAGUACCACUAAAGGUGACUGCAACGGCACCUAAGCACUGUAAUCACCCAGUUUUUCAGCCACUGCCUUCUGGGCUUACUGUAGAGAAAGCUGGACUCCCCAGUAUUUCUGGUCAUGCUGGGGAACAAGAUCCGUGGUGGGCUGCUGGCUCCCAGUUGCUGCUAAGCAGAUGUGUCAGAUUGCCCUAGUAAGGGGCAUAGCCAAGCCUGGAUACAUGCCCAGUCACAAGGGCUGUGCCUGUUCAGAGUAAGCAUUACUGGUUUGGUAAAGAUCUUGUGACAAGUAAGACUGAUGACUUCAGAAGGUUCCUCUGUUGCCCUGCUCUUAAUCUGGUUUUCUUUGUUUUUCUUAAUAAUGCUGGCAAAAAGGUAAAAUACAAAGUCUUGUACUAUGCUGCUGUGUUUUUGUUCUGGCUUAGACCAGUGUUAUUACAAGCUGCUCCCAGGAGCAUCCAGGCCUUUGUCUUGCAUUGUAAGUCUGUUUAAAAUCAACGUUUUCAUUACUGUUGUAUUGCCUCAAAGGAUACUGGUGCUUUUAUUGUUACCACUCUAGAGGAAGUGCCUUACUAAUUUUCCUCCUCUUGUACAGAUGUACUGAAGUUUUGUUGCUCUGAAAUGUGCUGCUUUUAGUUCUUCAUAGAAAAUGUGUUGUUAUUGGUUCCAAACAGUGGUACUUUGUCAUAUUGCUGAGCUCUUGCUAUAUAUAAUAUAGCAUUUUACAAAUAAAUUUAGUUAGGUAACUUUUAAUUGAAAUUAUUUUUAAAGGUAGAAAGCUGACAUUUUAUGGUUAGUUUUGCUUCUGUCUUAUAUCCUUCUUUGUCCAUAAUUCAUCUGUGACCCCAAAUGAGGAGUGAAUAUAUGGUGUGGAAUGGCUGCAGGCUCUGAGGAAUAGACGCUUCCCUUGUAAAAGUGUGUGUUCAGUGCAUUUGUACAUGGACCCACAGUUCUCAUGGCUGCUGCUGCUUUCCCCUGGUGGAAGCACUUCAUGACGUGUUUUUUCCACCACCAUAGCUGCACCACAGUAUAUGUGCAGCUCUAAUUAAGAGGUUACCACUUUCCUUUGAUCUGCCUGCAUUAAUUGCAGAGCAAGUCACUCUGUAGCCCAUCUCUGCAAAAUGGUAAGUUUAAAAACAGAGCAGCAGACAUACACCCUCAAGCACUUCACCCCCAGCAGCAGGGACAGGGGACAUGGCAGAAACAGGGUCUCCUGAUUACUGACAAAAGCAUGUCUAGCCUACCUGCAUAAACACUGUAGUCAGCUGACUCUGUGCCAGAAGAUAGGCAAUUAGAACAAUAAUCAUGCUUCUACUCAGAUUAGUUUUGCCAUGAGAAAUUUGCCAUAUCAAGAUUAAAGUGCCAGGCUUGAGGUAGCAGUGUGACCACUUACUACAGGGAAAGUUUACAGGUUCUGAGAAUGAACUAGACUGAAUAAUAAUACGUAUUAAUAAAGGUGAACAGAACUAGGAAAGGCCGGGGCAAAAAGGACAGCACAAGUUUCAUUUGGACAGUUACAUACAAGAAUAAGUAUGCCUCACAAUUCUGGGACUUAGCUAAAACAUCUGGAAAAUAAAAGCUCCAUGAUCCACCAACUAAAAA